UAAAUAUUGACCUCAAUGAGACGUUUUCUCUGUCACUUCUGCUAAGUGCUCUCUCUGUAGAUUUGAGUUUUAAAAGUGUAGGAUUUAUCAAUUGCACAAAAAUGUAUGGAGGACUGAUUUUUAUGCUUGUGACAUGCAGCGUGAACAGCUAUAACAUUCAAACAAAACCGGUGAAACAUUUCACAAAUGAUGAUCUGCUUUUUGGGCAAACCGUUAUUCAGUCGACGGAGGGAGUUUAUGUUUCUUCCCCCAACACUGGAAAACUUUUCAACUGCACACUAGAGAAUGAAUGUGUCUUGGUAAAUUCUCACAAUGAGACAACAAAAGGCCUGAGACCGAUAACAUCACUAGCUGCUACUGUGAUAUCAGACGAUGAGCAUCUUCUGUUGUGUAAUCAGGUUCGCACAAAGAAGUCAUCAACUGAGUAUUUGAAUGGAUAUUGCACAAUGAUAAAUCCCACAGGGACAAUCAAACUGAAUCCUGCUAAAUUAGUUCAAAAUCAAAAUGAAGCACUCAACAGCAACAACAACAACAAUCGUUAUCAUGGUGGACGCAUUAAACGAGAUGUUGGGACAGAGAUUGCUUUUGUGUUGGAUGGUUCUAGCAGCAUUCAUCCUGAUGACUUUCAGAGAGCCAAAGACUUUAUCAGCAAAGUCAUGACAAAUGUUUGGAAAACAUGUUUUAAUUGUGCUUUUGCAAUAGUGCAGUACGGAAGUAGGAUUAGGACUGAACUCCCACUUCAAGACAAUAAGGAUGCCAGCAGGACCUUAGAAAAAGUCAAGGAAAUACAGCAACUUGGCAAUCUCACAAAGACUGCUUCAGCCAUCCACUAUGUCCUUACAAAUGUUUUCGUCCCUGAGAAUGGAUCAAAAAAUAACUCCAAAAAAAUGAUAAUUGUCUUGUCUGACGGAAUGAUGUUGGGAGACCCAAUGAACCUUCCUGAUGUUUUGAACAUGGCAGAAAUGAAGGAAGUAACUCGCUUUGCCAUUGGAGUUGGUGACAACAUUCUGCGCAAUCCAGAGGCAGUACAAGAAAUGAAGGACAUAGCAGAUGCUGAUAAGUUUUUUAAUGUAUCCAGUUACGCUGCCUUAGACGACAUCCUUUCUCACAUGGAACUAAGCAUAACUGGAAAUGCAGACCCUGGGACAGAGAUUGCUUUUGUGUUGGAUGGUUCUGGCAGCAUUCAUCUUGAUGACUUUCAGAGAGCCAAAGACUUUAUCUGCAAUGUCAUGACAAAUGUUUGGAAAACAUGUUUUAAUUGUGCUUUUACAAUAGUGCAGUACGGAAGUAGGAUUAGGACUGAACUCCCACUUCAAGACAAUAAGGAUGCCAGCAGGACCUUAGAAAAAGUCAAGGAAAUACAGCAACUUGGCAAUCUCACAAAGACCGCCUCAGCCAUCCACCAUGUGCUUACAAAUGUUUUCAUCCCUGAAAGUGGAUCUAAAAGUAACUCCAAAAAAAUUAUAAUCGUAUUGUCUGACGGAAAGUUUUUGGGAGACCCAAUGAAUCUUUCUGAUGUUUUGAACAUGCCAGAAAUGAAGGGAGUAACUCGCUUUGCCAUAGGAGUUGGUGAUGCCCUUUUGUCUAAUCCCGAGGCAGUUGAAGAGAUGAAGAAGAUAGCAGGAACCAAUCAGUUUUUUAAAGUUUCUAAUUAUGCUGCCUUAGACAUCAUCCUUUCUCAAGUGGAACAAAGCAUUAAUGAUUGAUGUUGGCGGCUAACAACAUGAUAUUUGAUAUGGAGGACCAAAGGGAGCGUUACCAAAUUCAUGAUCAAAAACAAAAGUAUGAAACUCCAGCUAUAGGUUGUUACAUAUUAGUUAACUGUUAAUUGUUAUAGUAUACUAUAAAUACAAAUCACAGUUCAUAUUUGACACAGGACAAAUCUGUACACCAUUCUGAGAAGAAAUAUUUAACU
This is a messenger RNA of Misgurnus anguillicaudatus (oriental weatherfish), 1915 nucleotides long. Lineage: Eukaryota; Metazoa; Chordata; Actinopteri; Cypriniformes; Cobitidae. The record is from RefSeq and is a predicted model, not a curated record.